UGACAGCUCUGUUCCGUCUCGUUCACAUCAAGUCAAGUUCUGCAGUUCACUUUUAUGCAGUUCAGUGUUUGUUAACUGAAGAAUUCUCUUCCCAGUGCGGUUGUUUGUUAAUCGUGGGGCCUCGCAGUCAAAAGACGGCCUGAUUGCGUACGAAUACAGUGAUCGAUUUUCGAACAGAGUCGGCCAUGUUGAAAUUGUGAGCAGCCUGCUACGAAGAAGAACGUCCAAUUGAUUGUUCCCGUGCACUAGGCGCAGCAGCAGCGGAGGAAAAACUGGCAAUUUCCAGAGAAAAACAAUAGAAAACUGUUUCAUAAGUGUACCAAUUUGUUGUGAAUUAGUGCGUGGAUAAGUUGCAGAGAUGUCUCAGGCGUUACCGAUACGUUUUCAGGAGCAUUUGCAGCUCACCAACAUAAAUAUCAACCCGAGCUCGAUCUCCUUCACGAACUUGACGAUGGAAUCGGACAAGUUUAUCUGCGUUCGUGAAAGGGUCGGAGAGACGGCUCAGGUUGUCAUCAUCGACAUGAACGAUGCACAAAACCCGAUACGACGUCCGAUUAGUGCCGAUUCUGCCAUCAUGAAUCCGGCCAGCAAGGUGAUCGCCUUGAAAGCUCAAAAAACUCUCCAAAUCUUCAACAUUGAGAUGAAGUCCAAGAUGAAGGCCCACGCGAUGACGGAGGAAGUCGUAUUCUGGAAAUGGAUUACGCUGAACACGUUGUCUUUGGUGACGGAAACUUCGGUGUAUCACUGGUCUAUGGAAGGAGACUCGACUCCGGUCAAAAUGUUCGACCGUCAUUCGUCACUGAACGGGUGCCAGAUAAUCAACUAUAGAACCGAUCCCAAGCAGGCUUGGCUUCUUUUAGUUGGAAUUUCUGCGCAACAGAACCGUGUAAUUGGGGCAAUGCAGCUGUACUCGGUCGAGCGUAAGGUCUCACAGGCUAUUGAGGGCCAUGCCGCUUCAUUUGCAACUUUCAAGAUGGAGGAGAACAAGGAAACUUCGACACUGUUUUGCUUUGCUGUGCGCUCGGCGACAACUGCAAAACUGCACAUCAUCGAGGUUGGCGCUCCCCCAACUGGCAAUACGGCUUUUACCAAGAAAGCGGUGGACGUGUUUUUCCCACCGGAAGCGGGAAGUGAUUUUCCGGUCGCUAUGCAGGUGUCCCCAAAGUACGACGUGAUUUAUCUCAUCACCAAGUACGGAUACAUCCACAUGUACGAUAUCGAGACGGCUACUUGCAUCUACAUGAACCGUAUUUCGGCGGACACGAUUUUCGUGACGGCGCCGCAUGAAUCGAGCGGUGGCAUUAUUGGGGUCAAUCGCAAGGGUCAGGUUCUGUCGGUGACGGUCGACGAAGAGCAGAUCAUUCCCUACAUUAACAGCGUGCUGCAGAAUCCAGAUUUAGCGCUGCGUAUGGCCGUUCGUAACAACUUGUCUGGAGCUGAAGAUUUGUUUGUCCGCAAGUUCAAUCACAUGUUCCAGAACGGUCAGUAUGCUGAAGCAGCCAAGGUCGCUGCAAUCGCUCCGAAAGGAAUUUUGCGUACACCACAGACGAUUCAAAAGUUUCAGCAGGUUCCAGCACAGCCGGGAACCAACUCGCCGCCGCUGUUGCAAUAUUUCGGAAUUUUGCUCGACCAGGGUAAACUGAACAAGUACGAGUCGUUGGAGCUCUGCCGUCCUGUUCUUGCUCAGGGUCGUAAGCAACUUUGCGAGAAAUGGCUGAAGGGAAAACUAGAGUGCAGUGAGGAGCUCGGUGAUUUGGUCAAGCCGUCCGAUCCAACAAUGGCACUUUCGAUUUAUUUGCGCUCCAACGUUCCAAACAAAGUGAUCCAAUGCUUUGCUGAAACUGGCCAAUUCCAGAAGAUUGUCCUUUACGCCAAGAAGGUCAACUACAACCCGGACUACAUUUUUUUGCUGCGUUCUGUCAUGCGGACUAACCCGGAACAAGGUGCCGGAUUCGCGAGCAUGUUGGUUGCCGACGAGGAGCCUUUGGCGGACAUCAACCAAAUCGUUGACAUUUUCAUGGAGCAAAACAUGGUCCAACAGUGUACCGCGUUCCUUCUGGAUGCCCUUAAGAACAAUCGACCGAGCGAAGGAUCGCUGCAAACUCGUCUCUUAGAGAUGAACCUGAUGUCUGCCCCGCAGGUCGCCGAUGCUAUCCUUGGGAAUGCUAUGUUUACCCAUUACGACCGCGCUCACAUCGCCCAGCUGUGCGAGAAGGCAGGACUGCUCCAGCGUGCUCUGGAACAUUACACCGAUCUGUACGACAUCAAGCGGGCAGUUGUCCACACUCAUUUGCUGAACGGAGACUGGUUGGUUGGAUUUUUCGGCACUCUUUCCGUUGAGGAUUCUCUGGAAUGUCUGAAGGCAAUGUUGACUGCCAACAUUCGUCAAAAUUUACAAAUUUGCGUUCAAAUCGCUACAAAGUAUCACGAACAGUUAACCACGAAGGCAUUGAUUGAUCUGUUUGAAAGCUUCAAGAGCUACGAAGGAUUAUUUUAUUUCCUCGGCUCGAUUGUCAACUUUAGCCAGGAUCCGGAAGUUCACUUCAAGUACAUUCAGGCGGCUUGCAAGACGAACCAAAUCAAGGAAGUUGAGCGUAUCUGCCGUGAGUCAAGCUGCUACAACGCCGAACGGGUUAAGAAUUUCCUGAAAGAGGCCAAACUUACCGAUCAGUUGCCGCUCAUUAUCGUUUGUGACCGUUUCGAUUUCGUCCAUGACCUUGUCCUGUAUCUGUACCGUAACAGUCUCCAAAAGUACAUUGAAAUUUACGUUCAAAAGGUGAACCCAUCUCGUUUGCCCGUCGUCGUCGGUGGUCUCCUGGAUGUGGAUUGUUCCGAGGAUAUCAUCAAGAACUUGAUUCUGGUCGUGAAAGGACAAUUUUCGACUGAUGAACUGGUUGAGGAGGUUGAAAAGCGCAACCGUCUGAAGCUGCUACUGCCGUGGCUCGAAUCUCGCGUUCACGAAGGUUGCAUUGAACCGGCCACCCAUAAUGCGUUGGCGAAGAUCUAUAUCGAUUCGAACAACAAUCCCGAACGUUUCUUGAAGGAAAAUCAAUUUUACGAUAGCCGCGUCGUUGGAAGAUACUGCGAGAAACGUGAUCCACACCUGGCCUGUGUUGCGUACGAACGUGGUCAUUGCGACCGUGAGUUGAUUGCUGUUUGCAACGAAAACUCGUUGUUCAAAUCGGAAGCUAGAUAUCUGGUUCGUCGCCGCGAUCCGGAACUGUGGGCUGACGUGUUGUCCGAGGCCAAUCCCUACAAACGUCAGCUGAUUGAUCAGGUCGUCCAAACGGCUCUCUCGGAAACUCAAGACCCGGACGAUAUCUCAGUAACGGUGAAGGCAUUCAUGACUGCAGAUUUACCGAACGAGUUGAUUGAACUGCUCGAGAAGAUUGUACUGGAUUCAUCCGUGUUUUCUGAUCACCGCAAUCUGCAGAAUUUGCUUAUCCUGACUGCAAUCAAGGCUGACCGGAGCCGUGUCAUGGAUUACAUCAACCGACUUGACAACUAUGAUGCACCUGAUAUUGCAAACAUCGCCAUCAACAACGAGCUGUAUGAGGAGGCGUUCGCAAUCUUCAAGAAGUUUGAUGUCAACACUUCAGCUAUUCAGGUUUUGAUUGAACAGGUUCAUAACCUUGAGCGAGCCAACGAGUUUGCGGAACGUUGUAACGAACCGGCGGUGUGGUCUCAGCUGGCCCGCGCUCAGCUGCAGCAAGGAUUGGUAAAGGAAGCCAUCGACAGCUACAUCAAGGCGGAUGAUCCUAGUGCUUACAUUGAUGUGGUUGAAACCGCCAGCAAAAAUGAAUCGUGGGAGGAUUUGGUCCGCUAUUUGCAAAUGGCCCGCAAGAAGGCUCGCGAAAGUUACAUUGAGAGCGAGCUGAUAUAUGCUUACGCUCGCACUGGCAGGUUGGCCGAUCUGGAAGAGUUUGUUUCGGGACCGAACCACGCGGACAUCCAGAAGAUCGGUGAUCGCUGCUUCAACGAUAAAAUGUACGAAGCUGCCAAGCUGCUGUACAACAACGUGAGCAACUUUGCAAGGUUGGCCAUCACUUUGGUGCACCUGAAGGAAUUCCAGGGAGCAGUGGACGGGGCCAGAAAGGCCAACUCGACGCGCACCUGGAAGGAAGUUUGCUUCGCUUGCGUCGAUGCCGAAGAGUUCCGUUUGGCACAAAUGUGUGGUCUGCAUAUCGUUGUUCACGCUGACGAGCUGGAGGAUUUGAUUACCUACUACCAGGACCGCGGACACUUUGAGGAGCUGAUUGGGCUGCUAGAAGCUGCGCUGGGACUAGAACGUGCCCACAUGGGAAUGUUCACUGAGUUGGCUAUUCUGUACUCCAAGUACAAGCCAGCCAAAAUGCGGGAACAUUUGGAGCUGUUUUGGUCACGCGUCAACAUACCAAAGGUCCUGCGAGCGGCCGAACAGGCCCACCUCUGGUCCGAGUUGGUGUUCCUCUAUGACAAGUACGAAGAAUACGAUAACGCUGUUCUAGCAAUGAUGGCCCAUCCUACGGAAGCUUGGCGUGAAGGUCACUUCAAGGACAUCAUCACUAAAGUGGCCAACAUUGAGCUGUACUACAGGGCGAUCCAGUUCUAUCUGGACUACAAGCCGCUUCUGCUGAACGAUAUACUCCUAGUGCUGGCACCCCGGAUGGACCACACGCGUGCCGUCAACUUCUUUACCAAGCAGGGACACUUGCAGUUGGUCAAAACAUACCUUCGUUCUGUGCAAAGUCUGAAUAACAAGGCUAUUAACGAAGCCCUCAACGGGCUGCUCAUUGACGAAGAGGACUACCAGGGACUCCGAACUUCGAUCGACGCAUUCGACAAUUUUGACAACAUCGCCCUUGCUCAGAAAUUAGAGAAACACGAGCUAACCGAAUUCAGAAGAAUCGCCGCUUAUCUGUACAAAGGUAACAACCGCUGGAAGCAGAGCGUGGAACUGUGCAAAAAGGAUCGCCUGUUCAAGGACGCGAUGGAGUAUGCGGCCGAGUCGCACCAGGGCGAGCUGGCCGAAGAACUGCUCGGAUGGUUCCUGGAACGAGGCGCCUUCGAUUGCUUCGCAGCAUGCCUAUUCCAGUGCUACGAUCUGCUACGUCCUGACAUUAUUCUGGAACUGGCCUGGCGCCACAACAUCAUGGACUUUGCCAUGCCCUACUUGAUACAGGUGACGAGAGAAUACACUUCCAAGGUCGACAAACUGGAGGCUGCCGACGCGGAACGGCAGAAAGAGGGUGAAAAUUCCGAACAUAAAUCGAUCAUCCUGCCCGAACCCCAACUCAUGCUGACAGCCGGACCGGGCAUGGGAAUGCCACAGUACGCGCCUCAAUAUGCCGGAGCGUACGUGGCGGCGACGCAACCGAAUAAUAUGUCACCAUAUCCUGGAUAUGGUGCGUUCAGUUAAAGUGAAAAUUACUGAUAACAUCGUUUUCAUCUAGUUGAACAAGUUAAGUUAUAUAUAUAUAUAUAAUAUCACCGAACAUUAUUGUGAAAUCUAAGAUACGACAAUUAACACUAACCGAAACUGGAUGUCGGAUGCUAUAUUUAUUGAGUUGUUAAUAUAUUUUUCAUUGAAUAUAAAUUAUGUUAGUCGCUUUCAUCGAGAUCAUAUAUAAAAGGAAACAAAGAUAAUAUCUGUCUAUAGGAAAAGAUCUUACUCUUCUCGAUUACUAUGUAGAAACACCGUUGAUAAAUUAAUAAUCCAUAGACAAGUUUCAAAUCUAUAAAAAGAAACGAGAAUCAUGAUUGUGAUAGGCGCAUUAAAACGUAUAUUCGUAGUAGUUGCAAUGUAUUCACUGUACAUAAAAAAGUAAAAAAAGAGAAUUUUUAUUGUUUGAACCUUUGUCAGCAACUGUGGACAAAAUGUAUUGUUUAUUUUUAUCAUCAUUCUUAUCAACUGUGCAAACCUGCUAUUUCGUAUUUGGACACAGAAGCCUGAAGGUUUUAAAUUUGUCAGCUAUACAGCAUAAAUAUGCGGAAAAAAUCUAAUUCAUUCAAGACGCUUUGAAGCAAAAUCCUCCACUCACAAACUCAGUUUAUGUUUGAUUUCUUUUUCAACAUGUUUGUAAUGGCAUUAAUGAAUUGCAAUCAAUAAUGCGCAUUUCCUAAAUAAUGAAAAAACUCAA
This is a messenger RNA of Culex quinquefasciatus (southern house mosquito), 6119 nucleotides long. It is a transcript of the gene Chc, whose product is annotated as clathrin heavy chain. NCBI's taxonomy places the organism in Eukaryota, Metazoa, Arthropoda, Insecta, Diptera, Culicidae. Gene Ontology annotation, biological process: intracellular protein transport; receptor-mediated endocytosis. Gene Ontology annotation, cellular component: clathrin-coated endocytic vesicle; cell cortex; clathrin coat of coated pit. The record is from RefSeq and is a predicted model, not a curated record. Gene Ontology annotation, molecular function: structural molecule activity; clathrin light chain binding.